Molecule: messenger RNA, 1230 nt
Organism: Aspergillus terreus NIH2624
Lineage: Eukaryota; Fungi; Ascomycota; Eurotiomycetes; Eurotiales; Aspergillaceae
Exons: 3
Coding region: 1-1230 (409 amino acids)
Source: RefSeq, a predicted model, not a curated record
AUGGACGAGUUGAUGAAUGAGACGGCAGUGAAAAGAUUCCCUUAUCUCAAGACAUAUGCCGAGGGUGCCUCAGACCCGGUUCUUAUUCUGCACACCUCUGGCUCAACUGGGUUUCCAAAGCCUGUGACAUGGACAAAUGCACACCUCGUCUGUAUGGCGUUCAUGAAACCAUCGUCCCCCAGCGAGACUCCCGGCCCAACGACACAGAGCGAGCGUAUGCGUGUUUUCACAUCGUCGGCCAUUUAUCAUGUCGGUGGCAUGCUAAUCCUGUCGACUGCGAUAUAUUUGAACAUAACGGCUGUUCUGCCGCCGCUGCAUAUACCGACUUUACAAAUCACAGCCUCGGAGCUUGAGUCCUGGCUCUCCAUGGCCAAUUGUGACAUAGCAACGCUGUUCCCCAGCCAGUUAUCCCUUGCACAGGAUAGCUCCUCCCUCCUCGACGAGAUUUGCAAGUUGAAGUUAGUCUCGUAUAUCGGCGCUCCUCUACCACCAAGAAUCGCCGGCCUGUUGAGGAAGCGCGUCCAUCUAGUCACUGAAUUCGGCUCGACCGAGUUGGUGCGUGUGAGGGGCCAACCGACCGACCCCGAAGACCAUCAAUACAUCCAUGUCAAAGUGUCACAGACCGGUAUCCAGUGGAGAGAAACUCUCCCAGGUCGCUAUGAAAUGGUUCAUGUGCGUGCCACACCGGGGCAAGCCGAGAACGAGCUUCUUCAACCGCAGUAUAUCUUUAUGACGUAUCCCGACCUCCAGGAGUACUCCUCAGGGGAUCUAUUCUCCAAACACCCCACUAAGCCGGACCACUGGAAAUAUGAAGGCCGCACGGACGAUAGUGUCGUGUUGUCCAUUGGCCAGAACGUGAUCCCAAAGGCAUAUGAAGAGCGCUUGGAGAGACAUGCAGCAGUUCGAUCGGCAACGGUGCUCGGGAAUGACCGUCCAUGUGUCUGUCUCUUGCUCGAGUUGGAGCCAGAGAAGGAUCGUCGCGAUGGGACUCCGGGGGAAAUGUUGGAUCAGGAGAUCUGGCCUGCGAUCCAGCGAGCGAGUGAGGGAAUGCGCACAUAUGAGCAGGUGCAGCGGUCGAUGAUUGUCCUAGCCCGCCCUGAGAAACCUAUCCCGCGAAAUUUCAAAGGCGCUGUGAAGCGAGGCGAGGCCUGGGAGCUCUAUCAAACGGAGAUUGAAGCCUGCUAUGCACGUCUGUCCGAUUCCUCCGCUAGCAAUACUAAAUCUUGUUAG